GAUGACACCCGGACACUGGAGAUCUUGGCUGCUUGGAACGCCGACAAUUCGUUCGGAACCAUUCAUUGGCGUCAGUCUAGACAUCCUCCAGAAGCCAGCCAUUCCUAAUUGCCUCGAAGCCAAAGAAAACAUUGCGCCAUCGGCCGUGCCAAUGCGCUGUCCAUUCCGCGCAGCGUGUCCUAUUACGUACCACCUCCCUCCCAUUCUUAACCUUGCGGGGGCGGGGGGUUCGCUGAUAAGGUCCUAAAUCCCACCCCCUCCACUCUCCAGACCCCCUGGUUCGUCUGGGAAACCUUAUAAGAGCCGGACGGAGCCGAUCUGCUAGCGAAGAUGGCGACCGACGACAGUGAUUUUUCCGACGCAGCGUCAAGGCAAGAGAGCAUUGUCGGAUCAGAGACCGGAUUCCCGAUGGCAGCUGCAGCAAGAUACCGCGACGAGCCCGAGUCGACGGAGGAGACGACAUUGCUGGGUGCUGGCGCCCACGACGACGACGGCGGCGAUGAUCCCAUUCCCAGCAAGAGAGAUGCAUGGACUGAUGACCCAGACUUUGCACACCUGCCGCCCUGGAGGAGGCCAUCGGUCUGGUGGCUACUAGGCCCCUAUGCUCUGUUCACCCUCGCUUUUGGAGGUUCAAUUGUGCCAAAGUUGAACCUGAUCAUCGAUCUCGUUUGCAACCAGCAUUUCGCCGACCGCGCCGACACCGAUCCAAACUUCCAGUUCGCGCCCAUCAUCCUCGGCGGCGACAAUCCGCAGUGUCGCAUCCCCGCCGUACAGCGGGACGUGGCAACUUUCACGUUGGUCCUAAAUGUCAUCAUCGGGAUCCUCACUACCUACUCGGCUCCGAAGCUCGGCUCCUUGUCCGAUCGCUACGGGCGGAAGAAUAUGAUGGUGAUCUGCUCUCUCGGAGGUGUGGGCGCUGAGAUUAUCGUCAUCCUGGCUGCCAAGUAUCCCCACGUCAUUAGCUACAAGUGGAUGAUCCUCGGCGCUGCCUUUGACGGGCUCACUGGCUCGUUCACCGCCGGGAGCGUGCUCAGCCACUCGUACACGAGCGACUGCACGCCGCCCUCGAAGCGGAGUGUCUCCAUAUCAUACCUGCACGCCUGCCUCUUCUCCGGACUGGCAUUUGGGCCACUCUUGGCCGCAUACUUUGUGAAGAGGACGGGCUCGCUGCUGUCCAUCUUCUACAUCACGCUGGGCUGCCACAUCGUCUUCAUCCUGUUCAUCUUCUUCGUGAUCCCCGAGUCGCUAUCGAAGCGGAAGCAGCUCCUCGCCAGGGAGAAGUUUGCCAAGGAGCUAGAAAUGGAGGCCGAACCGCCCGCUUGGGUUGCGGAUCUCGGAGCUCUCCCCUUCGGAGGAGCCGGGCUGGGCAAGGCUCUCUACGCCAUCAAGACGGCGAAUCCCUUUGCGCCGCUGAAGGUCCUCUUUCCCCCGGGUGCCAAAAACGCAAAGGUCCGGCGCAACCUAGUCACGCUUGCCGUGAUCGACAUGAUCCUGCUCGGUUGCGUCAUGAGCAUGGGGACCAUCACGAUCCUUUACAGCGAGUUCGUGUUCGGCUGGGGCACCGUGGAGAGCUCCCGCUUCAUCUCGCUCGUGUCCUCGGUCCGCUUCCUCGUCCUCAUGGUAAUCUUCCCUGUGAUAAACUGGUAUUUCCGCACCCGGCCGGCGGCCCGCAAGGCGCGGCUGUCUCCCGGCCCCGUCAUCGAGAAGAACGCGGGCGCGGACGAGCUGGACGUCUGGGUCCUGCGGACGGCCCUGCUGUCCGACGUCAUCGGCAUCUGCGGGUACAUCUUCGUGCGGACCGAGCCCCUGUUUAUCCUCUGUGCCAUUAUCACUGCGUUCGGCGGCCUAGGUUCCACCACGAUCCAGUCCUCGCUCAGUAAGCAUGUGCCCUCGGAGCGCCUGGGUCGGCUUCUAGGGGCCAUCGGCCUUCUCCAUGCUCUCGCCAGGGUCAUCUCGCCCAUCCUCUUCAACGGGCUGUACGCCGCGACGGUGGAUUUCUUCCCGCAAGCAUUCUUCGUCCUGCUGGCUGUCCUCUUUAUUGGGGUGCUAGUAGCCUCUCUCCUCAUCAAGCCACAUGUCUAUAUGGAGGAAGAGGAAGAGGAGGAGGAGACUCCGUCAGCCGUCCAACGCCCAGAUACAGACGCCGAGGAGGACAUAUUUGAGGAGGAGGAACUAAUACGCGGGCUGCGGUCAUAGGUUUGUAAAGUAGUGGGCACAUAAAUAUGUUGAACGACUUUUUUUUGCUGCAUAUAGGCAAGGUGUUCUCAGGAGCUGAUGUUCAUAGACAUUGAAGGGGAUACAUGAGAGUUGGAGGGGUUUAACUUGUUUUGCCCAUGCAUUGUGUAGUCACUGUUGGUUCAUGCAUUUCGUAUAUCUCUCUAGGUCUGACACAGGCGAUAGACGCCUUACAAUUCAAUGAAGCGAUUGGCGAA
Messenger RNA from Phialemonium atrogriseum, 2432 nucleotides. Its product is annotated as major facilitator superfamily domain-containing protein. Gene Ontology annotation, molecular function: transmembrane transporter activity. Gene Ontology annotation, biological process: transmembrane transport. Gene Ontology annotation, cellular component: membrane. The record is from RefSeq and is a predicted model, not a curated record. The transcript has 4 exons. Bases 331 to 2196 code for a protein of 621 amino acids. Lineage: Eukaryota; Fungi; Ascomycota; Sordariomycetes; Cephalothecales; Cephalothecaceae.